AUGUAAGAUUUUCCCUAAUAAUAUAUAUAUUAUAUAUUAUAUAUUAGGGCCUUAAUUAAGUGGUGCAAGUUAACUAGGUUUAUUAAGUGGUUUGGUUGGACUAAACAACUAGUAGUUGUAUUCAACCAGACACUGUGCCUAUAUAAAUCUGUAUUGAUGGGAUACAGGAUAGGCAUUAUAUAGCACAUACAGUUCACGGUACUCAUACUGCUUAGUAGACACCAGUACACCAUCUAGGGUUCUGAGUCAAGUAUGAGACAAAUCUGGCUAACGAUCUACCGUUCAUGAGGCAUUGCAUCAACUGUGGCUGGAGAUCAAUACGGCUUCCGCUUCCGCUACUACGAAUCAGCUACCACAUAGACGCAAAUGGCUUAUGCUGCUGUAACUUCACUUAAAGGAACACUCCAUCUACACUUCUUGCAAUCACAACCACGUUUGCCUCUUAAAUGCAAACAAGAGAUACUUAAUUCUCUCCAUGAAAAUCUUUGUUUCCUCCAAGAAAUUCUUGAGAAAUCUGAGAUCGCCUAUAAUAAUUCGGCGAUUAAAGAUUUAGAGGCAGAGAUGAGAGAUGUAGCGUUCAAAGCCGAAGAAAGGAUUGAGAUGGAGUUGAGUAACAUAUACCUUCAGUCAAGCAGUAUAGAGGCUUGCCUCCUCAGGCUUCAUGGAAUCUUCAAGCAAGUAGUAAAACAGACUGAUUACCUCAAGAAGAAGUUGAUUAAGAUUAAAAGUAAAGAUCAGUAUGCAAAGGGUCCAUCAAUCACUGGCGUUUCACUCCUUGGUCGGAUGCAACAAAGAGAACUACUCCUUGGUUCAACAUCAUCGCAACCUGCUGAUCCAGAACGCGAGAAUAAUAUUACAGUGAGUAAAUUUUCCAAAAGUGCUUCAAAGUUUGACAGUAGAAUGGUUGGAUGCGACAAGGAAUUCAAGACGAUAUUGGGUAAGCUCACACAACAAUCAGCUGAGAAGCUCCAAGUUGUAUCAAUCGUUGGCAUGGGAGGAAUAGGCAAGACCACUUUAGCUGGGAAAGUCUACAAGGAUCCAUCAAUUACAUCUUAUUUUUAUAAGCAAGCAUGGGUUACUGUAUCCCAAGAGUAUACCGUGGUGGAAAUGCUUAGAUGCCUCAUUGGUUGUGUUAGUGCGUCAAGUAAUGAUGAACAAAGCAGCAAUGAUCGAGACCAAUUAGCAGGAAGUCUACGGAAAAGCUUGAAGGAUCAGAGAUAUUUGAUAGUGAUAGAUGAUAUAUGGAGCAAAGAAGCUUGGGAUAGUGUGCAAAGGUGCUUUCCAGAUGAUAAUAAUAGAAGUCGUAUACUACUGACUUCUCGUCUCAAAGAGGUGGCUGAAUAUGCUGCCAGUACCUCUAUCAUUAACAUGCCUUUCUUAGAGGCCAAUGAAAGUUGGAAUCUCUUCUGCAAUGUGUUUGGUAAAACAGAAUUUCUUUUGGUGUUUGAGCAAAUUAGUAGAGACAUAGUGAAAAAAUGUAAAGGAUUACCUCUAGCUAUUACUUUAGUGGCUAGUCUUCUCUCCAAGACAGAGGAGAAGGUGGAAAAGUGGAAGAAUGUUGCAGAAAGUGUAAUUGGCGAUUCUAAUGAAGUGUGCUCAAGUGUACUAUCUUUGAGUUACAACCAAUUACCACACCCCUCUAAAGCUUGUUUUCUAUAUUUUGGAGUUUUUCCAGAAGAUUAUGAAAUCCCUGUAAAGAAGUUAGUUAAGUUGUGGGCAGCAGAGGGAUUUUUCGGGACAGUGAACAAUAAGAAUAUGGAGGAAGUGGCCACAGAAUGCUUGCAAGAUCUUGUUGAUAGAAGUCUUGUUCUAGUUGACAAACAGAGUUAUAAUGGCAAAAUCAAGAUAAUUAGGAUGCAUGAUCUCUUGCGAGACUUUUGCUUAAGAGAAACUCGAUGUGAAAAUCUCUUGAAUGUUAUUGGAAAUGAUUAUCAUGGUGCUGUUGCUGGACUAGUAAAACUUCCAUUUCACAAGUGGAUAUCACAACACUUGUUUUCAAAAGCUUGUCCUUGGGUAAGUAUUAAACCUGGAUGUUACAAUAUUCAAAAUAGAUCUAAGUGCUUUGGCAAUUUUCAUUCCUUACACUCUGUUGAUCAUAUUGAUUUAAGCAUUAAGGAGCUUUGUCACUUUAAACUAUUAAGAGUAGUAGACAUGAAACUUAGAUUCCAGAACUUUGUAGAUAAGAUGCUACAUAUGGCAAAUCUUGUUCAUUUGAGAUACUUAGGUUUGUCCCAAAGUGCGCGUGAAGAUGUACGCCUUCAUAAAUUAAAGCUCUUUGAGCAUUGGAAUAUGCAAAGUUUUAUUGUUCGUGGAUUUAGUGUUAUAUUGGAUUCCUCGGAGGCAUCUGGAAUUUGGAAAAUGCCACUAUUAAGGAAUUUUUAUGUGGACAUAAUUCCUUUAACAUUAGAGGCUUCAGAGGUUAUUCAUAGAAACAUAGAGACUAUAUCUUGGUUGCAUCCGAAGUGUUGUACAGAGGAUCUUUUUACAAGGAUUCCAAAUUUAAAAAGAUUGGGAAUUCAAGGUGAACUGCUUUUUGGAUAUAAAAAUUCAGAUGGUUUCUAUAAUUUUGUGCACUUGAGGCAGCUUGAGAAACUAAGCAUCAAAUGGUGGGAUCUCAAACUUCCGUAUAGCGGCAUCCCAUGGGCAACUAGUUUUCUACCAAAUCUUAAAAAACUCAAAUUCUUCAGGGCUAGGUUGCCAUGGAGUGAUAUGAGACUUAUUGGUAUGUUGCCAAAUCUAGAAGUUCUAAAAUUGAUAGAUGCUUGUGAAGGAAAAGAGUGGGAGCCAUGUGAGGGAGGGUUCCCUCAAUUGAAAAGGUUGGUAAUUGAAAGUAAAUGUCUAAAAUAUUGGAAUGCUGUGGGUGACCAUUUUCCUGUGCUUGAACAUUUAGAGUUAACUAAUUGCAUUUCGUUGCGAGAGAUCCCUAUUGAGUUUGCCGAUAUCACCACACUUGCAUUGAUUCAAUUAACAUACUGCCCGGAUUCCGUUUUGGCUUCCGCAAAACGUAUUCAAGAUGAGCAGCAGAGAUAUGGAAUUGAUACUCUCCUCGUUCGUUCUAAAAAUAUUAAGCAGUAUCUCAAAUUAGAGGAAUUGAUGGAUGUGACGAGGGUAUGCAGAUUGGGAGGCGAUGAAAAGUUAAGAGCCACAAAGCUGAGCUGCGACGGCGACGACGACGGGGUAGCAUAG
This is a messenger RNA of Ipomoea triloba (trilobed morning glory), 3186 nucleotides long. RefSeq names its product putative late blight resistance protein homolog R1A-10. Gene Ontology annotation, molecular function: ADP binding. The record is from RefSeq and is a predicted model, not a curated record. The coding region runs from base 367 to 3186 and encodes 939 amino acids. NCBI's taxonomy places the organism in Eukaryota, Viridiplantae, Streptophyta, Magnoliopsida, Solanales, Convolvulaceae. The transcript has 4 exons. Gene Ontology annotation, biological process: defense response to other organism.